Cydia amplana is the source of this 585-nucleotide messenger RNA. RefSeq lists its product as uncharacterized. The coding region runs from base 67 to 555 and encodes 162 amino acids. Lineage: Eukaryota; Metazoa; Arthropoda; Insecta; Lepidoptera; Tortricidae. The record is from RefSeq and is a predicted model, not a curated record. The transcript has 5 exons.
UUCGAUCGCGACCGCUGUCAGUGUCGGUACUUACGUAUUUGUGUGUUGGUAAAGAAAAACAUAAUCAUGCCUAGCCUGAUCUUCGACAAGUGCUGCGGCUGCAUCGAGCUGAAGACAGGAUGCCUCAUCAUCGGCUACCUGGAGCUGGUGGGCGAGAUAAUCCUCAGUCUCCUAAUUCUGGUAUCCUUACUGGCCGGAGGCGUGGCCAUCAGCUCCGACAAGGAGGAUGUUAAGGAAGUGGGAGUCGGACUCAUCGUGAUCUCGGCCAUCUUGCUGCUGGCUCUGGCGCUGCUCCUCGCCUUCACCAUCACGCUGCUCGUCGGUCUGCAUAAGAACAAGCGUGGCCACGUGAAGGCGUACCUGAUCUACUCGGCCAUCUUCUUCGUCAUCGCCGUGGUCAUGUUUUUCUCUGGCCUCAGCCAGGGCCCGCCCGUCUCCAACAUCAUCUCCAACAUCAUUGGUUUGCUGAUCCAUCUGUACUUCCUCUUGGUGAUCCGGAGCCACUACUACAAGAUGGACGAGGCCAGCAAGGGCGCUAUCUACAACACCGCCUAAGCCCAAACUACAAUCAUGUUUGAUGUUUAG